Rotaria sordida is the source of this 741-nucleotide messenger RNA. NCBI's taxonomy places the organism in Eukaryota, Metazoa, Rotifera, Eurotatoria, Philodinida, Philodinidae. The record is from the annotation of a GenBank genome assembly.
AUGGGAACUAAUGGUGAUAUACCAACAUUAAUUGUACUUGUCUUGGGCGAUUCUAGUGUAGGCAAAACUUCAUUUGUUCAUACGGUCUGUCAUGAUCAGCCUUUAUCAUCGCCACCACCCGUAACUGUUGGUUGUCAUAUUGAGAUCAAGCUAUAUGAACGACGUGAUCGACAUCAAAAUCCGAAUCUUUUUUUUAUUGAAUUUCAUGAUGUUGGUGGAAGUAUACAGCAUAAAAAUAGUCGAUCAUCGAUGUUUUAUGAUGAAUUUCAUGGGAUUAUACUCGUAUCCGAUUUAACUAGUCGACAAUCGUAUGAUAAUCUCAAAGAAUGGCUUUAUGAAGUUAUUCGUUAUCGAUCACGACAAAAGCUUCCAACAGAAUUUACGCCCGAAGUAUUACAAAAUUUCGAUAUACCACUUCUAUUAGUUCAUACAAAAUUCAAUGAAUCUAAUGGAACAUCAUUAUUAAAUAAUAGUAAAUCAUCAAAUAUGACAAAUAAUCAUUCAUUUUCAUCAAGUAGUUUAUUACCAAAUUAUAAUCGAAAAACGACACUAGCCAAUUUUUUGAAUUGUGAUGAAAUAUUUAUCGAUUGUUAUUCCAAUAAACGAUUUUCAAUUGAUACACCUAAUGUUGCUAAAUUAAAUUCAUUUUUUGAAAAAAUGAUAAAAAAAGCGUCAGUAGAACCAGUAGAACAACUUCCACAGUUUGAUUGGUUCGCUUCAGAAAAUCAUUAUAUCCAUUAA